Penicillium malachiteum is the source of this 1665-nucleotide messenger RNA. RefSeq lists its product as uncharacterized. The record is from RefSeq and is a predicted model, not a curated record. The coding region runs from base 1 to 1665 and encodes 554 amino acids. The transcript is spliced from 4 exons. NCBI's taxonomy places the organism in Eukaryota, Fungi, Ascomycota, Eurotiomycetes, Eurotiales, Aspergillaceae.
AUGCGCUACGAAAACUGGGAUAUCUUGCUCUUCCCGGAGGGCUCCAAGGUGCCCAUCCAAGAGUUUAAGACUCAAUGUUACGUGACCAAAGACACCGAAUCCCCUUACCUCCAAGUCCCUGAUAUUCUGAGUCCUCAGCAAUACUUUCGUGUUCAGGGAAACGUCGGUCAAGUCCCAGUUCUAACAUCGUUUGUUCCGAGCAUGCCCAAGGACAGCCCGUUUCGAGUAUCCAUUCACAGCUGGGAGAAACCUCACCCUAGUCGUUUCAUCGAGAAAAUGAUGCAACCAGAUGAUGUGUUGGUAUUUGAGGCUCGGGUCUUGAUUGAUGGUCAUCCAGUUGCAGGCGGUGUCUUUGGUCAGAGGUUUUCAUGGCCUUACGUGAUUGACUUCAGCUCUCGUAUGCAAUCACCCUCUGGUCCCUGCGAUCGAGAUGAAUGUGCUGACAAAGCUUCAGAUAUCGAUAGAGAUGGCAAUCAAGAUAUCAUACGCUUUCCAGCAUUUCAUCCUGAGAUCCUUGAGCAGCGACAUUGGGAUGCGGCAGAUCCAUUUGGCCGCAUCAAGGUGAUUAUUGCCGAAGGUUUUGCUCGGCCCAAUCGGUCUCCUCCUUUCGAACGAGUCAAAGAUGUUAUCUGCAUGUCUUUUCAACAUGCUCCUUUGCAUAUUCUUGAGUAUUCGAACAUUGCGUGGCCCAAUGCUAGCAUGUGGACGAGGGCGGUGCCAAUGAGUACCAAAUUCAACGCCGCGGGCGAUUUCGUUGCAAUGAAGUCUGAUGACACUCCGCAUAGCCAUUCCCCUGCUCGACCGGAACCCCGACUACUGCCAACGGCGAGCAGCCAGUCGUCCAGUAGUCAAGGCAUGCUCUACAACGCAUGGGUCGCCAACCGCGCGUUUCCUCUUCCUGCAUCUCAGUGGCAAAAUCAGCCCAAUGACCCACGUCGAUGGGGACUAUAUCAGGACCGAUAUCUCGGACCGUUCAUGACUGAGCAGAACAUUGAUACAUUAAUCAACGAGGAAGCCUGGACUCAUCGCGGUGCUCGGUCAUCCCGUGAGGAUGUCCCCAUGCUGGAUUACUCCAGUUCUUCUGGCAGUCGUGCCUUCUCGAGUAUGACCGGUGUCAGCUAUGAGCACAGCAAGCAACCUAGCCUGGAAGCACCGAUGGAUGAUGAACAAUACAAUGCAUUGAUCCAAGCAUUGACUCCCACCAAGCCACCGACCAUGGGCACUCGUGCACCUUCCAACACACCAUCUGCCGUUCCUCAGAUACCUAAGCCAUCAGCAGCAGCUAAAGCACGCUCCAAAGGAUACUCUCGAAGCAGUGCCCGUACCUCUGUUCUUCGUGACGUCUCGAACUCGAACCCUAGCACUCGAGAGGUCUCGGGCUCAACCAACAUAUCCAACGCUGUUCCGGUUCCCGACAAAAUCAUCACUCCGUCCAAGCUCGGGACCAGUCCCAGUGGAAAUGUCAAGGGCAAGAAAGAAGGAGCUAAAGAGAAUGCCAAGGAGACGCCAAAGCGAAGUCCACGGGGAGAUCUCAAGAAGCGUGUCACUCCCCAGAAAGACCAGGAGAAAGGGAAUGUUUCUAUACAUGAAUCCGGAGAUACUCUGCAAGAGGAAGACGACGAGAACGACGACGAGAACGUGACUCUUACGGCAUGUUUACUAUGA